Molecule: messenger RNA, 195 nt
Organism: Peronospora matthiolae
Lineage: Eukaryota; Oomycota; Peronosporomycetes; Peronosporales; Peronosporaceae
Source: the annotation of a GenBank genome assembly
AUGAUCCUCCUCGCGCGGACGAAGGACGCCGCAGCCAAGCAAUUUGAGACGUUCUUGACGCACUUCGAAAAGCGAUUUGACUGUUGGAUUCGCGUGCUCCGCAUUGACGGCGGCGGCGAGUACUCUAACGUGGUCCUUUUCUGCAAUCGCACCGGAGUGGCGCGGCAGAUCUCGGAGGAGAGGAACCAAGCUUAG